Molecule: messenger RNA, 486 nt
Organism: Plasmopara halstedii
Lineage: Eukaryota; Oomycota; Peronosporomycetes; Peronosporales; Peronosporaceae
Exons: 3
Coding region: 1-486 (161 amino acids)
Biological process (GO): magnesium ion homeostasis
Source: RefSeq, a predicted model, not a curated record
AUGGUCUACAACAAUGGCUACAGCCGCAUACCUGUGUGGAAUAAAGACCCAAACGAUGUUGUGGGCAUCGUUUUCACAAAAGACUUGAUCUAUGUGGAUCCGAAUCAAGAUGUGCCGCUUAUGGCAUUUGCACGUGUGUUUGCAGUCGCAGCACACCGCAUUUGGCUUGAUGCACGACUUGGCGAAAUUCUUAGCGUCUUCAAGUUGGGGAGUACCCACAUGGCACUCGUUUAUGACGUCAAUAACUCUGGACCGAGCGAUCCAUUUUACGAGCUGAAAGGCUUAGUUACACUUGAAGAUAUCGUCGAGGAAAUCUUGCAGUCGAAAAUUAUCGAUGAGACCGAUUCCCCUGAAGCUAGAAAAGAGCGACUUAAUUGCACAGAUCAAAUUGGAUACACCGAUGGUGCAUAUUUAGAUGAACUGGAUCCACUUCUUUUGGAAAGGAAAACGAAUUUUGGCACUACAUUUGAAGCUCUGGCGUGCUGA